GGUGGAGAAUGUUGGCUUCAUAGCAAACAUGGUGAGCUUGGUGUUGUACUUCAUGUACGUAAUGCACUUCGAUCUGGCUGGCUCCUCGACCACUCUCACUAACUUCGUGGGUGCAACCUUCCUGCUCACCAUCGUCGGAGGUUUCAUCUCCGACACGUACAUGACCAGGCUCAACACGGCUCUUCUCUUCGGGUUCUUCGAGAUCGCGGUAACUUGAUCGACCUGUUGUAAGCUACCGACUGUGCUUUCGUCUUGUACUGACCAAUUGCAUGCAUACAAAGGGUUACAUCCUUCUCGCCGUUCAAGCUUACAAGAGCAGCUUGCGUCCUUGCUCGACAUGUCGCUUGGAGGGACGAAACGCGCUGCUUUUCCACGCGAUCUUGUGUCUCUUGGCGAUAGGCUUCGGAGGGACACGGGGGUCGUUCCCUGCGCUUGGAGCAGACCAGUUCGACAAGAAGAACCCCAAGCAGAAGUACCAAAUCACCACCUACUUCAACUUUAUGUUGCUCAGCGUCACUCUGGGCGCCACUGUGGGGGUGACGGUGAUCGUCUGGGUGAGCACCGAGAAGAAACAGUGGUCAUUGGCUUUCUUGAUAUCCAUGUUGCUCGCCUUGCUUGGCUUCGCCUUCCUCGCUGCCGGGAAGCCUUUCUACCUCGUCCGCGUUCCAGGAGACAGCCCCCUCCUCAAGCUCAUCCAGGUCUGUAGUGCCUCCUCAGAGAACCACUAGAUUAAUGCAAGAUUGACUCCCUUAUAUUUCAGGUCGUAGUUGUUGCAUUCAAGAAUCGGAAGCUGACCGUGCCUCAGAAUUCUGAUGAUCUGUAUGAGAUCAAUGAGAAAGUGGAUGAACAUGUCGAAGAAAAGCUACCACAUUCCAGCCAAUUGAGGUGAUGUCCUGUAAAUACAUGUCUGCUGUGUUUUGGUUUCAGUACUACUAUGGAAUGAAGAGAGAUGGGUCGUCAUCUCCAGGUUCUUAGACAAAGCAGCGGUGCUGCCGGAAAACACCAGAGCAGAGCCAUGGAAGGUGUGCACGGUAACACAAGUAGAGGAGCUAAAGAUCAUCAUCCGCAUGCUCCCCAUCCUGGCCAGCACCAUACUCAUGAACACCUGCCUCGCCCAGCUUCAGACCUUCUCGGUGCAACAGGGCAACAUCAUGGACCUCCACCUCGGCUCCUUCGAGGUCCCGGCCGCCUCCAUCCCCGUCAUCCCCGUCGUCUUCAUGUCCAUACUCAUCCCCAUCUACAACUUCGUCUUCAUCCCCUUCGCACGCGGCAUCACCGGCCACCCUUCCGGCAUCACCCACCUCCAGCGCGUCGGCGUCGGCCUCGUCCUCUCUGCCGUCUCCAUGGCCAUCGCCGCCGCCGUCGAGCUGAAGCGCCGCAACGCGGCCGUCCAAGACGGCAAGCUUAUCAGCCUCUUCUGGCUGUCCUUCCAGUACGGCAUAUUCGGGGUGGCCGACAUGUUCACGCUGGUUGGGCUACUGGAGUUCUUCUACAGCGAGGCGCCGGCCGGAAUGCGCUCCCUCUCCACAUCCCUCUCGUUUCUCUCCCUCUCCUUCGGCUACUUCCUCAGCUCCAUCUUCGUGCAAGCCAUCAACGGCAUCACAGGGAGGUUGACGCAAAGCCGGCAGGGAUGGCUCCACGGGCUGGAUCUGAACGCGAACCGCCUGGAACUGUUCUACUCUUUCCUCGCCGUAUUGAGCUGCCUCAACUUUGGGGUCUAUCUCAUGUGUGCCAAAUGGUACAAGUACAGGGCGGAAGGUUCAGCGGCGGCCACUGCGGAAGGCGAUAAGAGUACUGAUGCACCGGCCGAGCGCUCUAUCAAUGGCGUUGUGUCUCCGGAUAAGUUAAUCUGAUGGAUAGCCAGCAAUCCAAGGGUUGCAGAUGGAAGAAAAUGAUGCUGCUUCGUUUACAGCUUCCAUACAUCUAUAUGUUUGUAGUAUUGCCAGAACCAAGUUAUAUGUAGAGCACGGAUCCUCUUCUGGCACAGUUAUGUGAAG
Messenger RNA from Musa acuminata AAA Group (dessert banana), 1997 nucleotides. Its product is annotated as protein NRT1/ PTR FAMILY 4.6-like. The record is from RefSeq and is a predicted model, not a curated record. Gene Ontology annotation, biological process: transmembrane transport. Lineage: Eukaryota; Viridiplantae; Streptophyta; Magnoliopsida; Zingiberales; Musaceae. Gene Ontology annotation, molecular function: transmembrane transporter activity. Gene Ontology annotation, cellular component: membrane. The transcript has a single exon. The coding region runs from base 1068 to 1853 and encodes 261 amino acids.